This is a messenger RNA of Linnemannia hyalina, 285 nucleotides long. Lineage: Eukaryota; Fungi; Mortierellomycota; Mortierellomycetes; Mortierellales; Mortierellaceae. The record is from the annotation of a GenBank genome assembly.
AUGUCCAUCGCCAAGACGGUCCUGCACAAGUUUGUUGGCUACCUGGAGAUGCGAGCCUCGGAGCUGAUCUGGAAACCUCGAUGCUCCGAGACGAUCGCAUGGGAACAGACCCAGGGCAUCUCUGCCAAGGACAAGACAUCCAACGACGGUCCUUCUGUCGCCAUGGCCGCCCCUGCUGCCGGUGACCCCACUCGCGUCCGCGCCCAUGCCUUGGGCGCUCCCGCAAGCGGUCGUCGAGCGCUUGCAGUUUUUAACAAACGCGAGGUGUGCGCCGACGACAGGUAA